UAUAAUGUUGGAUGUAGUUCUUAAGUUUGAAAAGACAUUUGAAAGGUAUGCAGAUGAAGAUGACAAGUUUUUGAGUUACUUCGAGGAGAAAGAAAACAAGAAGAGGAUUGGACCACCUAGUUCUAGYGAUUGGGAGUGUGCUUUUAUUGUCAAAUAUUUGUCCAUCUUUUACGAGGUUACUUAGAAAUUUAGUGGCACAUUGCAUGUUACUUCCAACACUCUCUUUCAUGAAAUCUGUGAGAUUGAUUCUCAAUUGAAUUACUUGGCUCAUAACAAUGAAUCAUUGUUAUACAAAGUGGCUACUAAGACGAAGAGUAAAUAUUAUCAGCAUAAGUAAAYGGUCAUGAUUGCUAAAUAUAGUAGGAAAAUUGAAGAGCAUAUGAUGACUUACUUCAUGCCCCUUUAACAAAGAAUAAUAUGAAUUCAUGAACCAGUGUGUAGCAUAUUAUGAACUUUGAGUACAUAAUUUGCUCCUCUCARUUAUGCAUGAUCUUCCCUUGAUGUAAUAUAAUUAUUAGGGACUUGGAGAGUUAAGCUCUCCCGUGUAUCUUUUAACAUUUCCUAAGGUACUCUAAAGCAAUCUUCAUGCUCAUAGUAGGCUAGACCCAACCAAAAAUUUGACCCAUUUUAAACCCAUUUGAAAAAAGUAUCCACUUGACUUGUCCAUUUUGAACCAUUUUUCAUAUUGGCUGUUAUCCAAUCUGGCCCGCACCCAAUGUUGACACCUCUAACAAUAAUAAAUAAGAUUGAUCCGGAAUCUGAUUUAGAUCCAACACAGGCGAUCUAACAGUUUUACCGAAUUACCGUUCUAUAUUGUGUGGGUUAGUGUUUGAUGAUUUAUGAUUUGUACAAUCAAAUCGAACAUUUCCGAUUAGCAAUUGAACUGUAAGUUUAGAUGCGAAAUAUGUAUCGAUUGCAAAAGUCAAGUUACAAGAUUGAUAUAAAUUAAAAUCUUUAGAACCGCCUUAUUAAGGAAACCAUGCAACUAACUCAGUAUUUUAAACAAAUGAAUUUAUAUAUAUGAUGUGAAACUAGCAGAAAAGUGAACAUAUAUGGAAGUUGUUGAAAUCGGUUGAUUAGUUUGUUAUGUUGGUCGUACAGAACUAUUUACUUAUUGGUAGUCUGUUGAAUCUUUAGCUUUAUUUAUGGUAAGAUGAGCCAAGGUUGGAUAGCUACAACACCAAUGGCUUCUAUGGUGAGUUAAAUUUAAAUUGUGUUUUUCAUCUUUGGAGCACUAUCUAGUGGAACCAAUUUAGCAAUGUGUAAUGAGAUGCAUAUGUAGCCAAUACUUUAACUUUGUGAUGGAACAUCACCGUUCUAUUCAAGCCAGGUAUGCUGUAAGGAAUCACAAGAUGAAGACCAUGAGGAGAUUGAGAGAACGCGUUAUACCUUYUGUUUUUUAUAAUGCUCUCUUUUAUGUCCAUUUUGAAUGGUUACCAAUAUGGGAGACUUCCUUCCUUUAUUAGAGUCUCUACCUCUACAAGGAGCAUUCUAGAGCUAGGAACCUUCUAGAUAUACAACAAAAAGGGCUAGCCUACUAUGAGCAUGAAGAUUGCKGUAAAGUACCUUAGGAAAUAUGACGAGAUACACGAAAGAUCUUUACUCUCCAAGUCCUUGGAAUUGUAUUACAUCAAGGGAAGAGCAUGCAUAACUGAGAGCAACAAAUUACGUACUCCAUGUUGUUUUAGUUUCUUUGGCUUCAAAGUUCAUAAUAUGGUACACACUAGUUCAUGAGUUCAUAUUUUUCUUUGUCAAAUGGUCAUGAAGUAAGUCGUCAUAUUCUUUUCAAUUUUCCUACUAUAUUUAGCAAUCAUGACCAUUUACUUAUUCACAUGAACCUAUCAAAUGGUUGUGUCAUGACACGGGUUAUAUGUGAUUAAUUUUGUACCAAUGGAUUCAUUCAUAGUUACAUGAACUCUAACCUUGAUUUUGCAUGCUUUGAAUGUCUAUGCUAUUUCCUCAUUAAUAAGGAAUUUAUUAAAUGMUCUUGGGAUUUUUUUUCGUUUUGUCCUACAUUGCCACCCUUUAUUGAUUUUGUAAUUAAACUAACAUCAUCUUUGCUUUUAUUUGUUGGUGACAGGGUGUCCAUCUUGCCUUCAUAUACUUUUGUAAUACAUUUUCUUACUACCCARCCCUAAUUAAGUGCUAAGUUUGCGUUUGAUAAUCGGAGUCAUUAUGGAUCUGGAGCGGUCCGAUGCAAGAUGUGGGAGAAGUGUUGAGGAUAGGGAUCAGGAUAASUCUCCAAUGGGCGAGAGGUGGAAGGGAGGAUAUGAUGAUUUGGAAGACAAUGGCAAUGAUAAAUCACGAGAAUCGAAGCAUCGUAGUAAGGAGAAAAGUAGGAGUAGUCGAAGAGAAGACAAGGAUCACAGAAGUAGAGAUCGAGAGAAGUCAAAGAUCAGUGAUACUUCAAAAGAGAGGGACAAAGAGUCUAAAGGUUUUGUGAAAGAUUUUAGCAGAGACAAACGAAAGGAAGAAGGAGAUGACCGUGAAAAGGAUAGGACCAGAGAUAAGGUGAGGGCAAAAGAAAAUGACAGGGAUAAAGAUCAUGAGAAAGAGGAGGUAGAGAAAGAUGGUGACCGUGGGCAGGAUAAGGAGAGGGGAAAAGAGAAGAGCAGGGACAGAGAAAGGGGAACUGACAAAGGGAAAGAGAGGACGAGGGAAAAGGAGAGAGAGAGAAAAAAAGACAGGGAGAAAGAGAGAGAAACUCAUGGCGACAGGGACAGAGAGAAAACUAGGGAGAGGGAGAGGGAGAGGGAUGGAGAUUAUGAUAAAGAUAGGUCCAGAGAGAGAGAUAAAGUGAGCCGGAAGCAACACAUGGAGUUACAUAAAGAUUUGGGGAAGGAUGACAAGCUAACAUCWGAUUCUGAGGAUGGUCAAUAUAGGGGUACAGGUAAGCAUGAUAUGGGUUCUCAUCGUGACAAAGAUGCCACUAAAAUCCUUAAGCAUGAAGUCAAUGCUGAAGGUGAACAUGCAGGAUCUCAGCAGUCUGCAUCUGAACUUCAAGAUCGCAUUAUGAGGAUGAAGGAAGAACGAUUAAAAAAAAAGCCAGAAGGCGGUUCCGAUGUAUUAUCGUGGGUUAGUAAAAGCCGAAAGCUUGAGGAUAAGAGGAAUGCUGAAAAGCAGAAAGCAUUGCAACGAUCAAAGAUGUUCGAGGAGCAGGACAAUGCCACUCAAGGAGAGGAUGAAGACGAAGAGGCUACUCGYUCGCAUACAUCUCAUGACCUUGCUGGGUUUAAAGUUCUUCAUGGCCUUGACAAGGUGAUUGAAGGUGGUGCAGUUGUUUUGACACUGAAAGAUCAGAGCAUACUUGCUAAUGGUGACAUUAAUCAAGAGAUUGAUAUGCUUGAAAAUGUGGAGAUUGGUGAGCAGAAGCGGAGAAAUGAGGCUUAUAAGGCAGCAACAAAGAAAACUGGAGUUUAUGAUGAUAAGUUUAAUGAAGAGGCUGGAGUUGGAAAAAAAAUGCUUCCACAAUAUGAUGAUCCUGUUGUCGACGAGGGUGUAACUCUUGAUGAAAGAGGGCGCUUUGGUGGUGAAGCUGAGAAAAAAUUGGAGGAGCUUAGGAGAAGGAUAGAUGGUGCGUCUGUGACCACUCGCUUUGAAGAUCUUACUACAUCUGGGAAGGUCUCAACAGACUAUUAUACCAGUGAAGAGAUGCUAAAGUUCAAAAAGCCCAAGAAAAAGAAAUCUUUGAGAAAAAAAGAUAAGUUGGAUAUUGAUGCUCUUGAGGCAGAAGCUCGGUCUACAGGGUUGGGUACUGGGGACCUUGGUUCACGAGUUGAUGGAAAAAGGCAGGCCCUUAAAGAGGAACAAGAGAGAUCUGAGGCUGAAAAGAGAAACAAAGCAUUCCAAUCUGCAUAUGUCAAGGCAGAUGAAGCAUCUAAAGCACUGCGACUGGAACAGACCGUUACURUUCAAAAGGAGGACGGAGACAACCUUGUAUUUGGCGAUGAUGAUGAUGAUCUCCAUAAAUCAUUACAAAGGGCAAGRAAAGUAGCUCUAAAGAGGCAACAUGAGGGUACACAAUCUGAAGCAAUUGCUCUACUUGCUUCUUCCACUACUAAGAACUCGGAUGCCGACCCAGGAUCUGGAGAGUCACAAGAAAACAAGGUUGUCUUCACAGAGAUGGAGGAGUUUGUAUGGGGUCUUCAGCUUGAUGAAGAAGCUCAUAAUCCUGAUGCUGAAGAUGUAUUUAUGGAGGAGGACGUAGUACCAGCAUCAUCGGAUCAAGAACAAAAAGGCAAAGACGGUGGCUGGGCAGAGGUGAAAGAUAUUGUUGAGGAUGAAAAGAUGGCAGAUGAGGAGGAAGAGGUCAAACCAGAUGAAACAAUUCAUGAGAAUACACUUGGUAAAGGGUUAUCUGGUGCACUUCAGCUACUUAAGGACAGGGGUACUCUUAAAGACACUGUGGAAUGGGGUGGUCGGAAUAUGGACAAGAAAAAGAGUAAGCUCGUUGGUCUUGUUAAYGAUAAUGAUGAUAAAAAGGAGAUACGCAUUGAGAGGACAGAUGAAUAUGGAAGAAUUUUGACUCCUAAGGAGGCCUUUAGGCUGAUUUCACAUAAAUUCCAUGGGAAGGGGCCUGGCAAAAUGAAACAAGAAAAGCGUAUGCGGCAAUAUCACGAGGAGCUGAAGGUGAAACAAAUGAAAAACUCMGACACACCAUCACUGUCUGUUGAGAGAAUGAGGGAAGCUCAAUCUAAGAUGAAGACACCUUAUCUUGUUCUUAGUGGCCAUGUAAAACCAGGCCAAACAAGUGAUCCUAGAAGUGGUUUUGCUACAAUGGAGGACUUCCCAGGGAGCUUGACACCUAUGCUUGGCGAUAGAAAGGUUGAGCACUUCUUGGGUAUAAAGCGGAAAUCUGAGCCUGGAGACAUGGGCCCGCCAAAGAAGCCUAAAACCUAAUUGCUCRUGGGAGUUUGCCAGAUACAAAGCAAAUAGUUGAAGAUGAGACCUAGGUGGGAACUUGACUUGUUAAGAGUUUAAGUCAAGUUGGCUGAGAUGAUCCAUUAAGUGGUCCAGAUUUGCUUUUGAAGGUUCAACGACCGAUCUUUACAAUAUGGUUGCUUUUAUUAUCGGGCAGGACACAAGCAAGUGAUGAGACGAAUCUGAGGGGGGACUUGUUUUGUAAAAAGAUUAUGGUUUGCAUAGUCAUAUGAAAAUUGUUUUAUAAAUGAUGGUCUUUUUCUGGUAAGGCCAAAUACUAGAUGGGGCAAACUUAAAAACUAUUUUGAGCUUGAUGAUACAUAAARAGAGCAUAUCUAAAUCAAGUGUUUGAGGUGGUUUUACA
Molecule: messenger RNA, 5284 nt
Organism: Cynara cardunculus var. scolymus (artichoke)
Lineage: Eukaryota; Viridiplantae; Streptophyta; Magnoliopsida; Asterales; Asteraceae
Product: SART-1 family protein DOT2-like
Exons: 12
Coding region: 2176-4899 (907 amino acids)
Biological process (GO): mRNA cis splicing, via spliceosome; maturation of 5S rRNA
Cellular component (GO): U4/U6 x U5 tri-snRNP complex
Source: RefSeq, a predicted model, not a curated record